Messenger RNA from Cladocopium goreaui, 1411 nucleotides. The record is from the annotation of a GenBank genome assembly. Lineage: Eukaryota; Dinophyceae; Suessiales; Symbiodiniaceae.
AUGGCCCAUCAUCGGUAUGAAGAACUUCCGACUUGUGAACUAUGUCCUGGUUUCGAGAGCGAAUCCAGCGAGGGGACCUGCAGUGAUGAAGAAUUCGCAAAUUUGAAGCCAGAGUGGCUUCCGAGAUGGCUCUACACUUCGACUUGGGGCGUUCCUUGCGAGGUGAAGCAGAUGAUGAAACAGAAAAUCGAAAGACCAAACAAGAGUUUGGGCGACUAUGGAAGCCAUCUGACCAUGUUCGAUGUUUCUGGUCCAGCUGUGAGGUUGUUGUGGAUAGCAACGGUGAUACAAUGGCCUUUUAUGAUCAUGUUUCCCUUCAUUGCAUUUCAAUUCACAGACUGCAAUGGACUUGGAUUGCCUGCUUAUCACAUGUGGUUGUGGAGUCUGGUUUUUCCUAUCUUUGCCGCCAUGAUGAUCAUUGAGUGGAGAUGCUUCACAUAUACAAUAACACCGGUAGUACAGUGGCUGGGGAGGAUGGAGACUCCCCCCUGUUGCUCGGGCUUUUGUUGGUGGAUGGCAUCGCAAAUCUGCCUGAGUGCUAUUUCCACUGGUGACGUGGUCACCCAGGCUCUGUUGCUUUCAUCUACCUGUCGUUGGUUCACUUGUCCAGGAUGGAGCAAUGUUGCAACAGCCUGGGUGGACAUUUGGAAUAAUUCGUUGUUCUCAUGGGUGACAGCUGGGAAGAACCUGCAGACGAUUCUGAUCGUGACCUGGGGUCUUGCCAUCAUGCAGCUCCCUCUAUUCGUUUUAGCUGCUUUGCCAGUUCGAUGGUUUGUGGGGCAAAACCUCGACUUCGGUCUUUGUAGUGAGAAAGAUGGCUACCAUGUCUCCUCCUGCUGGCCAUCCUUGGACACUGCUACUGACUCCGAGGCUGAAUGCUGCGGCCGAGCUCACUGCAAAUGCUCGAAGAUUUGGCACGCUGAUGCUUUGAAGACUUUAGCCACAUUGAAUCGCAUGAGCUAUGUGAAUGCAGGGUUAUUUCUGCUGCAGCUUCAGCGCGCUCGGAUUGCUUUCAAUUCCGGUGACAGAGAUCGAUGCUGCCAGAUAUUGACAAUGGAGGUUCGCCAAAUGAUUCCACGAAUCUUCCUGAUUAACUUUUGCCAGAACUGCAUCAAGUUGGAAGUGCAAACCACAAUUUUCUCCUUGGGACGCAUGGUUCACAAAGUUCAGAAUGCUCAUGUGACAACAUGUGAAGGGAAUGGCGAAAGCAGUACCAGAGUGGCUGUGGGUGAGCCAUCUCAAGUGCUCGAAACUGCUGUGCGUGAGAUUCGCUGGCUCACUUGGUUUGUUUGGUUCGCCGGAGCGCUCUGUGCUACUGUUCAGCUCCACUCUAUGGCGAAGCUGAUCGGAUACAACGACAGUUACCGCUCAGUUGCACAAGCCAUGUCUUUCCAAUGCCCAGCUGUAGACU